AUCAUGCAUGUACAAUAAUCGACAUUCGAGUCACGGAAACAUAGACCGUCGUAUAAAUUGCAUAAUGCGGUCGAGUCCGUGAGGUUAUUUCUUUCCAAUACUUUAAUCGUUGAUAUUAACUCUUCCACCCGUCGUGAUGUACUUGUGGUCCUAUGAAACAAUUAUCGUUGAUGCUCAUUCUCUGCUCACCAGUUCCUUUCCAGGUCCCUCUCCGAACUUCCGCAAUACAGUGAUCGAAGUUUUCAGUGACUCAGAGUUCAGAAUUAGAGAUCAGAAAGAUUUGAUAGUUGCCAAGAUCUUGACAAAGGAUUUCGCUUACGUUCCACCGCAUCGAGUAAAGAUGGUUCACUUCAUGAUGAUACCCCAUCAAUCCCUACCUCACAUCGCUCCUAUGAUGCAUUUGGCAGACAAACUGGCAGCUUGUGAAGGAGUCACUUGCACAAUUUUCUUAUACAAAAACUUGUUGGAGGCGUUGCCCACAGAUGGAUUGAGGGACGGAGUGCACCUUCUUGCUUUGCCUCCAAUGAAGGGACCUCCUGUUCCAAUGAACCCGCUUGCGAACGGCGAAGCCCUUGGACGGGUUGUGAACGAGUACUUCGACAAAGAGUUGCUAGGAGCGGGCGGCGGCAUAGAAGGGAAAGCUCAGUAUCAUUGCCUCAUAUCCGAUCUCCUUCUUCAGUGGACGGUGCAAGCAGCUGCGAGACUGCAAAUUCCUCGAUACAUUCUGUGCGCAAUGUCGGCGUUUGCGGUUUUGUUGAUACUUCAUCAUCCAAAAACUAAAGAAGAUAUGGAGAGGCCAAAGAUACUGCACUGGCCAAACAUCAUCCCGGGUCCCCUCGUCAGUACCUUCUUCGCCACCAAACGAAAGGUCGAAGGUCCGAAAUUUGUCAUAAAUUCUAUAAACGGAGCAGCAGGUAUCUUGGAGAAUACGUUUUCGGAACUGGAACAUGAGACAAUUGCUGAGCUUCAGAGAAUGGGAGUUAACAUGAUCCCAGUAGGUCCACUGUCAUCGCCGGUACAACCGACCAAGAACUUCAAAGGCCACUCUAAUGAAAACUUCAACGACGUCGGGGACGAAUGUCUUAAAUGGCUGGAUGAGCAGCCACCGACUUCGGUGGUGUAUGUUAACUUUGGGACCACGGGAUUCAACAUGUUUUCCACAGAAAUGGUGCACGAGUUGGCACUGGGACUCGAGGGAAGCGAAGCCAGAUUUUUGUGGGUGUUGAGACCGCCGCCAGGACUCUCCGCAGAGGAGGCGGAGCAGGUUCUGCCUUAUGGGUUUGAGGAGCGAGUCAAAGGCCGGGGGCUUAUCACUAGAGGCUGGGCUCCACAGCUACAAAUAUUAGAACAUCGUUCGACUGGAGCGUUCCUGAUGCAAGGAGGUUGGAAUUCCACUCUAGAAACUAUCUGUAGAGGAGUUCCGUUCAUAGCAUGGGCCACUUAUGCCGAUCAGCCUGUCAAUAUCAAAUUUGCGGCAGACGGAGCAAAGUUGGGGGUGAUGCUUCCGAGUCAAGACGUUAGGACAGGGCUGCCGUUGAGAGUGGAUAGACAUGACGUAGAAAAGGCAAUACGAUUAGUGUUGUCGUCAGAAGAGGGCAAUCUCAUAAGGAAGAAUGCCCAAAAUAUGAAAGUCGCAGCGGCCAAAGCUGUCAGUCCCGAAGGGUCCUCCUCCAGAAGCUUGAUGAGCUUUGUUAAAGGCUUGCAGAUCGCAGAAGAGCAUCGCCAUACAGAAUUACCCAACUGAGCCAUCAUUUUCACAAAUGACUCAAUUGAAGAAAGCUCUCUCUCUCUCGUCCCACUCCGGUGUUGGUGGUGCUAUGAGACCAGGUUAUGAACACAGGUCUAAACACUCUUUUAAGUCAUGAUAUGAAUAUCAUGAUAACUUUUAUUGAAAUCAUCCGAAUUUCAACAGUAUGGACAAGACAUCAUAAGGUGAAUUCUUGUUGUUUAUGGAUAUUGAUCUCCACAACUCACCUUCGCAGAACCAAUGAAAGUAGAAUCGAAGCUCAUGAUCCUUCAAGGUCUACUCUACCAUCUCCACAAUUGGUUCUUUCUGUUGAACUCCAACCAUGCUCAUUCUGUCCAUAUGCUUCACUUCACAAUCUUCUAGUAACACAACUAACUA
Marchantia polymorpha subsp. ruderalis is the source of this 2125-nucleotide messenger RNA. The record is from the annotation of a GenBank genome assembly. Lineage: Eukaryota; Viridiplantae; Streptophyta; Marchantiopsida; Marchantiales; Marchantiaceae.